Messenger RNA from Tupaia belangeri chinensis (Chinese tree shrew), 922 nucleotides. RefSeq names its product carbonic anhydrase 2 (gene CA2). Gene Ontology annotation, molecular function: carbonate dehydratase activity; zinc ion binding. The record is from RefSeq and is a predicted model, not a curated record. Lineage: Eukaryota; Metazoa; Chordata; Mammalia; Scandentia; Tupaiidae. Gene Ontology annotation, cellular component: plasma membrane; apical part of cell; cytoplasm. Gene Ontology annotation, biological process: regulation of intracellular pH; carbon dioxide transport.
GACCUGAGCACUGGCACAAGGACUUCCCCAUCGCCAAAGGGGAGCGCCAGUCUCCGGUUGACAUCGACACGCGGUCAGCCAAGCAUGACCCUGCCCUGAAGCCUCUGUGCCUGUGCUAUGACAAACCGGCUUCCCGGAGAAUCCUUAACAAUGGUCACUCUUUCAACGUGGAGUUUGAUGACUCCCAGGACAAAACAGUGCUGAAAGAAGGACCUCUUGAAGGCACUUACAGAUUGAUUCAGUUUCACUUCCACUGGGGUUCGUCUGAUGGACAGGGUUCUGAGCACACUGUGGAUAAAAGGAAGUAUGCAGCAGAGCUUCACUUGGUUCACUGGAACACCAAAUACGGGGAUUUUGGAAAAGCCGUGCAACACCCUGAUGGAUUGGCUGUUUUAGGUGUUUUUUUGAAGAUUGGCAAUGCUAACCCAGGCAUUCAGAAAAUCCUUGAUGUGCUGGAUUCCAUUAAAACAAAGGGCAAGAGUGUUGACUUCACUAACUUUGAUCCCCGGAGCCUCCUUCCUGGAGGACUGGAAUAUUGGACCUACCCAGGCUCACUGACCACUCCUCCCCUUCUGGAAUGUGUGACCUGGAUUGUGCUCAAGGAACCCAUCAGCAUCAGCAGUGCGCAGAUGUCGAAAUUCCGUGAACUGAUGUUCAACGGUGAGGGAGAACCUGAAGAACUGAUGGUGGACAACUGGCGCCCAGCUCAGCCACUGAAGAACAGACAAAUCAAAGCUUCUUUUAAAUAAGAUGGUCCCAGAGCCUGUGUCCAACUGAUACAACUUUAGGUGUUUCUCUUUAGCCAAACGCAAAUAUACCUUGGUGAUUUGGACCCUAGCCAUUUGUGUCCGGUUUCUAGACCCUUCAUCUCUCACCUGUCGUACUUACUAAUAAAAUGUGAAGAACUAGACCAAUGACAGAA